GCGUCUUAAUUAUAUCAAAUCUCUUAUUUUUUUGGAAUAUCGUUUCUUUAUUUUAAUCCAUCGUUCAAGUUGAUAUCUUAGUAAACGGUCAAGUGAAUUAUAUGUGAGUAUAUCAUGAUCGCGAAGAUUGCUUGCUAGGGGUGUAAAAACGUUGCUUUUUGUACCUAAAAUGAAGCUUUCAAGCUCAUAUUUGGCGGAAACAUUGGGAGUCCUUCAGAUUGAUAUUGAAGUUUUUACGGAACGCAAAAAAAAUUUGAAGGAAGAUUAUAUACUAUCGCCUUAUUAUUACCUUCUUAUCUUUCCCAUUAUAAUCUCGAAAAAAUGUUGGGUUAUGGGCGCGGUCUACGUCGUGACUUAUCACAGCCGGCACUGGCUCCAAAAUCUCUGGAUAUUGGCGUAGGCACACAGAGUUUUGGUUCAACUGCUAAAACAUGUCGAGUUGGCUUUGGUCGUCGAGGAAAAAUUUUACCAUCCGGAUCUCAUAAGUUGCCUGCCUUAGGAACGAAUGCUUCCGGAGAUGACUCAUUAUCAACCAAAGCUCAAGACGAUGAAAAAUCGAAAGAAGUGCACCCUAAGGACUUAAUCAUGAAAGAGCCUAAGGAAACUUCGAGUUUGCUUACAUCUCCUAAAGCAACUCAUGGCGUAAAAGGUACUCCGAUUCAAUUGGUAUGCAAUCACAUACGUAUAAACUCGGAUCCAAAUAAGGGCAUUUAUGUUUAUGAAGUGCGCUUUAUCCCCAAUAUCGACUCGAACCGUUUAAGGAGACAAUAUUUAAAUGAGCACAGCGUCAAGUUUGGCGGAACUAAAACUUUUGAUGGUGUCACUUUAUAUUUACCAAUUUUGUUGAAAGAUGAACUUACCACGUAUGUCUCAAAAGCGUACGAUGGAUCUGAUAUUGAGAUUCGGAUACUUUUUAAAAGAAAAGAAUUGCUAAAACACUGUAUGCAGUUUUAUAACGUCCUUUUUGAUCGAAUCAUGAAAACUCUAAAUUAUGUACGGUUUGAUCGGAAGCAAUUUGAUCCAACAUCGUCAAUAGUGCUCCCACAGCAUCAGUUGGAAAUAUGGCCCGGAUAUGUGACCGCCGUAGAUGAACAUGAAGGAGGUCUGUUACUUUGCUGCGAUGUGUCUCAUAGAUUACUAUGCCAAAAAACUAUUUCGGAAACGCUCCUUGAAAUUUUCAGACGUAACCCCAAGCACUUUCAAGAAACGGCUAAGAAGGCACUCUUAGGUGCUACCGUUAUAACGAGAUACAACAAUAAAACCUACCGAAUUGACGAUAUUUGUUUUGAAAAAAGUCCGCGAUCGACGUUCACAUUCAAAGAAGGGACACUGAGUUUCUUGGACUAUUAUCGAAGGAAUUACAAUAUUGAAAUAAAAGACACAAAUCAACCACUCUUGAUAUGCAUCAAAAAACAACGUAUGUCGCAGAGAUCGCAAGCAGAAGAUCUCGUUAUCUGUUUAAUUCCUGAGCUGUGUUACGUAACCGGGUUACGUGAUGAAAUAAGGGCUAAUCACAAACUAAUGCGUGAAAUUGCGACUUUCACUUGCCUCUCACCUGUUCAGCGUAUAAAUGCAUUGAAAAAAUUUUAUACGAAUAUAGAUAACAGUCCCGAAUCGCGGAAAAUUUUAAGUGUGUGGGGAUUAUCUCUUGUACAGAAUUAUGAGGAAAUCAGUGGCCGGCAA
Glossina fuscipes is the source of this 1683-nucleotide messenger RNA. RefSeq names its product protein argonaute-3-like. Gene Ontology annotation, molecular function: piRNA binding; protein binding. The transcript is spliced from 2 exons. Gene Ontology annotation, cellular component: P granule. The annotation marks the transcript as partial. Lineage: Eukaryota; Metazoa; Arthropoda; Insecta; Diptera; Glossinidae. Gene Ontology annotation, biological process: regulatory ncRNA-mediated gene silencing. The record is from RefSeq and is a predicted model, not a curated record.